Molecule: messenger RNA, 410 nt
Organism: Babjeviella inositovora NRRL Y-12698
Lineage: Eukaryota; Fungi; Ascomycota; Pichiomycetes; Serinales
Exons: 1
Coding region: 124-330 (68 amino acids)
Source: RefSeq, a predicted model, not a curated record
ACACUAACCUUGACCGUGAAAAACUAUAUAAACGGGGAGGUUUCAUUCUACUCGGCCAUUCUUGUCAUCAUACCAUUCAAAGCUAUUGCCUUUUGAAUACCUAACCCCAAAACAUCACACAAAAUGCCAAUGAAGUAUACCCCAAGAGCUGAAGGUUUGGGGAAAAAAGCCACCGGUGCUCAAGUCCCCAGGAAGCAACUCGUUAUUGGGGGAAUACACCAUUUCAGACGAAAUCAGCCACAAGAUUUCCGUGAAGCCGGGAGACGUGUUUUUUUCCCCCUAAGGGCACCACCGUCACCAUCUCUGGCGGUACCGAUUCCUGCGGAUUAGCCUAUUUCUGCAAGUUGAGACCAGCUUUGUGACUGCCCUCAAUAAUUAAACCUUUUCUACCGACUGAACUAUCAGAAAUU